Messenger RNA from [Torrubiella] hemipterigena, 2212 nucleotides. Lineage: Eukaryota; Fungi; Ascomycota; Sordariomycetes; Hypocreales; Clavicipitaceae. The record is from the annotation of a GenBank genome assembly.
AUGCAAUAUAACUUUAGAUUGCGGCUCAGCCCCCCGCUCCCUGUAGAUAUGCGAAAAGGUCCCAAGCUUUGCCCUGAACAAGUCAAACUUUCAGAUCUACAAGCUCAACUCUCAUCAUGGCGGAACCAAUGAAACAUAACCACAAGCGGUUGCGCAACCGGGCUGUCUUGCCCAAGAAGGCCUUUCGCGAGCGAUUUCUCCAUAAGCUACCGUUUUAUACGGGGGCCUAUAGCGUCGGAUACAUGGAUGUGGAAGUUCCAGUUCGCAACCCGCGUCCAGUAUCCGACUUGAAGAGAGAUGGCAAACCUGUGCUGCGCCUCGACACCGUCCUUAUGGGAAUAUACUAUCCCUGCGACCUCAGAAAAGAAGCCGACACAGAAAUGGCCCUCAAGAACCUGCGUCGUGUCAACUGGAUGCCACGCCCGAGAUAUGCGACGGCGAGAGGAUAUGCUAAAUACUUAAACCUGCCAGUAACUCCCGUGACUGGCUAUCUAGGAUGUACGACACUCUUUACCAAGCUCCCUGCAUUUCGAAAUGCACAUAUUUGUAGGACCGUUCACGACGACAUCUCGCCUGCCGUCGAUGGGCCUGAGAAGCCGGAAUCCAGUGACCCAGAAACGCAAAGAUUCCCUGUCAUUAUCUUCAGCCAUGGCCUCGGAGGAUCUAGACUCUGUUACAGCACCAUCUGCGGCGAACUGGCUAGCCAUGGCUGUAUUGUGAUUGCUUUGGAGCAUAGAGAUGGUAGCGGUGCCAGAACCCAUGUUAGUUUAAAUGACGAUGCCAACAUUGAGGAUAUUAUUUCCAGCACUGCCCAAAUGCCUGAGCACCUAGACGAAUCGAAAAAGACUCACAGCAAAAAAGUCCGCGGCGCCAACAAGAAAGGAUUGAAUCCUUAUUAUAUUGUCGACUAUAUUUUACCAAAGGAUAACGCACAAGAUACGUCCCCGAACAACCCCCGUGGCGUCGACUUGCGGCUCCGCUCUGCUCAGAUCGAGCUUCGCCAAGAGGAAAUCAAAGAAGCCUUCUACGUUCUAGAGCUACUUAAUGCCGGCCGUGGUGACGAGGUCGCGGCUCUCAACUUGCGGAAGAAGGGAAACGUUGGCUCUAGCUCGUUGGGCCUCGACGGAGUGCGCUGGGAAGACUGGGCCGACUCCAUGUACUUGGACAAGGUGACUGCCAUGGGCCACUCUUUUGGAGGAGCCACGACCGUUCAACUCUGCCGAGAUGACUCGCUCACCUGGCUCGGCCAGGGUGUUAUUCUGGAUGCUUGGGGACAAGCAACCCCAGCUGGUGGCGAGACUCGGAAGACAACGCUAACAAAACCGAUUAUGGCAAUUUCAUCGGAAGCUUUUAUGCACUGGAAGGACAACUACGAUCAAGUGGUUGGCUUCUGUAAAGAAGCUCGCGACAAUGGCGCACCAUGCUGGCUCCUGACAUUGGCUGGCUCAACGCAUCUGGCAAUGACGGAUCUGGCUGUUCUCUACCCGCAUUGGAUGACACUCUUGAUGAAAUCCAUGGUCGAUCCGGAGCGCGCAGUGUAUCUCACGACAGCAGUUUCUCUGGAAUUCAUGAAAACCAUCUUGCCUAGCGAGCAAACGAAGCACAGCUUAUGGGCCAGCGAGCACAUCCUCGAAACCGACGAGCCUGUUAGUGAUCCGGAUGAGGCUAUGCGCUUGGACAAUGCUCCUGACCAGAAAUGGGUGGCGGUCCGUCUCAAGAUUCCCAAUGAGCUAUCCACGAGAUUUAUUCGCGCUUGGCAUGCUUUCCGCCGACUAAUAUGCUUCCCUCCAUCGGGUAAGAAAGACACAGACGGAGAUUGGGAGGAGGUUUGGACACAUUUCAGUCCCGAACCAGAACACCUACAGCGCUAUCAAUAGAGGGACGACCUCUAUUGAGUAGCACCCGUCAGUUGCGCGGGGGAUAUCUCCAAAGGUGGUGGUUUUGUUCUUUUUGAUACCCAGCGUUACUUUCGUUUAUUUUCCUCGGUUGUUUUUCUUUUCCUAGCAAACUGUGUAUUAGCGGAUUUCUUUCUUUGUUGUAUUUAGACCUCUCUCUUUUGAGCCUUUCGUUUUCUUUGUAUUUUACUAUUCAACUUUGUAUACUAGACACCAAAAAGGUUACCUUGAGUUAUAAACUAUUCUGAGUUACUAUAUGUUAACCAUUUCUCCAAGUGUACAACCGAGUGAGUCAAAUUUAAGAGAAACCAGUUCCC